Lentinula edodes (shiitake mushroom) is the source of this 552-nucleotide messenger RNA. RefSeq lists its product as uncharacterized. Bases 1 to 552 code for a protein of 183 amino acids. NCBI's taxonomy places the organism in Eukaryota, Fungi, Basidiomycota, Agaricomycetes, Agaricales, Omphalotaceae. The record is from RefSeq and is a predicted model, not a curated record. The transcript is spliced from 4 exons.
AUGGCCGUUCCAGAAAGUAUGACUACUCUCAACCUGAGUGGCAAAUUUUCAAUCAACAAAACGCUGAGCCAUCCCCCCGAAGAGAUCUUGGAGCUUCAAGGUGUGGCCAUGCUCAAACGCAAAGCCAUGGGCGCCGCUACACUCACAGUUAACAUGAAGCAUUACAAGAACGACAGUGGGAAGGAAUGUCUCAGCCUCGAGCAAACCAUUGCAGGCUUAGACCUAGGGGUGCCAGAGGAGAAAGUCCUUGACUGGGUAGAGCAGACCAGAGACACGAAGCUGAUCGGCACCGUGGUGACGAAAGCCAAGAGGGUAAAAGUCGACGAAGUCGAGAAUGCCUACCUGAAAGAGGGAUGGAGCGCUGAUACUUUGGAGAAUGGAUGUAUCAUGGUUCAUGUCACUCCCGAGGGAAAGGAUAGCUGGUCUGCUGAACAGACUUGGGGCAUCGGCGAGGUGAAGGGCGAGAGACGCCAUGUCAGACGCAUUGCUUUCACUGGACCCGACAAGAAGCUCGAGCACCAGUUUGUAUAUGACUACCUUGGAGAGAAUUAA